AUGGCAUCGGCUCACAGAAUCCAUAUCAGCCCCGAGGACACCGGCCUGUGGGGGGUCAAGCAGACGGACGGGGUCGCGAAGAAGGUCACCGAGCUCCUGCAGAAAGACCUGGACGUGUUCCAUGUCUACUUCAACGACCGAGGCUUCCAUAACCACAUAGUCCACCACCUCCUGGCCCUCUACGGCACCGGCGCCGACGCGGAGGCCAUCCAGCAUGGCUUCGAUGGCAACACGGGCUACCAGCUGCCGGCGAAGCCCACCCACAAGGACGUCGUCGAGGACCUCCAGACGUGGUCGCAUGCGAGCAAGUACCUCGGGAGGGGCCAGCACUACCCGGACUUCCUUGCCUUCUUUCAGCGCGAGAUCGAGCAGAAGGGCUGGGAGGCCGUCGUGACCGAGUAUCUCUUGUCAGGCAGCGAGGCCGCCGAAGACCUCUUCGUGCGCCUCUACGCCGGCGUCCUCCACCCGCUCAUCCAGCUAAUGUACGCGAUGGAGUGGGCCCAGCCCGCCAUCGUGGCCGAGGCGCUGGCGCAGACGUGCGUGCACCACGACAACCUCAAGAAGGAGCUCUUCGCCGCCGAGAACAUGGCCAACGAGGCGCACGGCAGGGCGCCCGCGGCCAGGAUGCCGAGCAUCGCGUCGCUGCUGAGGGAGGUGCGCGACCAGCCGAAGCUGGGGAAGGAGCUGGCGAACGAGGCCAGGUAUAAUCUCCACGACACCAUCUUCAAGCGUGCUGGGGACGAGAUGCUUGAGAUACUGAGCAAGGUCAAGGUGAGGCCUGACGAGGUGGAGGAGAGGACGGCCGAGAUGUUCGACGCGAAUAUGUUCAUGGCUGCCGGUGCUUCAUUUCGUCCAAACAAGGUCAACAAGUUCGAUUUCUUCCUCAUAGAAGGGAGGACUGACAGUCUGCGUAUGGCCAGCCACCACCCGAACUCAGCCCCCAUAUCUGUGACCUUCAACUCCCAGUCAUGGAUACCGGCCGAGACCAAGGCCCGCUUGUUGGAGUGGAAGAUCCGAUAUGAUCUGUUGGAGUAUGCUGCCGGAGGCGUCCCCGAGCUGUCUCUAGACCAGAUCAAGGCAUACCAGCCCAAGAAUCAAGGCACUGCCUCCAUAGCUGAGAUCGCAUCAAAGAUCGCGCUGAUUCCCGACGACGGCCAUGCCAUCAAGCUGGCGAGGGCGGCAGGGAUAUGCCAGGAGGUAACGAAGAAGUACCAGGACAAAGACUGGGUGCUAAUCAAGGGGGACGACAUGUGGGCCAAGAUCAACCACAUGAUUCUCGACUCGCUGCAGUCGCCUGGCGGGUACUGGGUGAGAGGCGGGGGCGCUCAUGAGCUCUGA
Molecule: messenger RNA, 1338 nt
Organism: Diaporthe citri
Lineage: Eukaryota; Fungi; Ascomycota; Sordariomycetes; Diaporthales; Diaporthaceae
Exons: 3
Coding region: 1-1338 (445 amino acids)
Molecular function (GO): oxidoreductase activity
Source: RefSeq, a predicted model, not a curated record